Messenger RNA from Iphiclides podalirius (scarce swallowtail), 303 nucleotides. The record is from the annotation of a GenBank genome assembly. Lineage: Eukaryota; Metazoa; Arthropoda; Insecta; Lepidoptera; Papilionidae.
AUGGGAUCAGUGUCGCAGGUCCGUAUGAAACCAGGAUGUGUCCCCACAAAAUUUGAAUGCCAACCAGACAGAAGGAAGCGCACAUCUUCUACUAUAGAUCGGCCAUAUAUUCUUAAGAAACAAAGGAAAAUGUUAGUUGAAGAAUGUGAAAAAGAUUUUGAAGAGAGCAGUAAUACCAGAAAAGAUAUGGAACUCGGGGAGACUUCAUAUGGACAUUCAGUUUUCCAUGUAAACAUAGAGAAUAUUAGUGAAGAAGAAGUAACUAAAUCUGCAAAUAAAUCAAUCCAAGGUAUGGAGGAAGGA